Zingiber officinale is the source of this 2757-nucleotide messenger RNA. Its product is annotated as protein VERNALIZATION INSENSITIVE 3-like. The transcript is spliced from 5 exons. The record is from RefSeq and is a predicted model, not a curated record. Bases 307 to 2532 code for a protein of 741 amino acids. Gene Ontology annotation, molecular function: protein binding. Gene Ontology annotation, biological process: vernalization response; epigenetic regulation of gene expression. NCBI's taxonomy places the organism in Eukaryota, Viridiplantae, Streptophyta, Magnoliopsida, Zingiberales, Zingiberaceae.
AAUUGGCCAUUGGGACUGCACCUGCCCUCGAGUUAAUGCCAUAGCGCUCGCAGCGCGCGCCCAUCCGGUUGGCGGCUCCUCUCGCGCCUCGCUUUCGUGGCGACGUAAAGAUUGUGGAGCUUGGAGGCGAGAGGAGCAGAGACGCCAGUCGCCAGACGACGGUUGAGUCUGCAAGGCGUGUAUUCCUUACUCGGGGGUAGCCCUCGUCGCGCUUUCGGUUGGGGCGGGCAUGCUCGUCGCAGGAGUGGCGAAAGGGACAGGUUCAUGCUAAGGGGGAGGACGAGGAGGAGCUGAGAUCUAGAAGCCAUGGAUCCGCCUUUCUCCGGAUUUGUACUCGACCCAUCUAAAUGCCGCAAGUUGAGUAUAGAAGAGAAGAGAGAGCUUGUCCAUGAAUUGUCCAAGUGGCCAGACAGUGCUCCUGAGAAGCUACAAACUUGGAGCAGGAGAGAUCUACUAGAGAUACUUUGUGCAGAAAUAGGAAAAGAGAGGAAGUACACGGGCUUAACAAAACAGAAGAUGAUAGAGUACCUUUUUAAAAUUGUUUCAGAGAAAAAAGCUGGAGAACCCAUCAAGUCAACUACGGACCCAGCUCCCCCUAACCCUCAACCCCUGCCAAAAAGACAGAGGAAGAAUGAUCACCCUUUGCGUCUACCUGUUGUUGCAAAUGCAGGGAAUGAAGCUAUCGCUACCACAAGAUCCUGUCAGAAUCUAGCAUGCAGAGCUACCAUGAAUCUUGAGGAUGCAUUUUGUAAGCGUUGCUCCUGUUGUAUCUGCCAUAAGUAUGAUGACAAUAAGGACCCUAGUCUUUGGUUAAUCUGUAGUUCAGAAAUUCUUUCUCAAGGUAAUUCAUGUCAACUAUCAUGCCAUCUUGAGUGUGCGCUGAAGAAUGAAAGAGCUGGUAUUGUGAAUACUGAGAAGUACCCAAAUUUGGAUGGGAGCUACUACUGCACGCAUUGUGGAAAAGUGAACGACUUGCUUGGGAGCUGGAAAAAGCAGCUCAUGAUUGCUAAAGAUGCACGACGAGUGGAUGUAUUGUGUUACCGGAUUUCUCUCUCUCAUAGGAUUCUUCGCUCAACCAAGAAGUAUCAGAGUUUGCAUGAGAUAGUUGAUUCAGCAAUGAAGAAACUGGAGGCUGAAGUUGGACCUAUUAAUGAUUUACAUAGCAUGGCACGGGGAAUUGUCAAUAGACUCUCUGUUGGUGCUGAAGUUCAGAGAAUGUGUACUUUGGCUAUCAAGUCACUAGAUUCUUUGCACUCCUCCGCCUUUCGUAACUAUUCCCAUGUUCAACAAGCAAGUUUGGCAUCCUCUAGCUUCAUCAAGAUUGAAGUCACAUCCCCAACUUCAGUUACUUUGACAUUGAAGUUUGAAGAUAGCUCGAGAUUAUCCCAAGAGAUGGCUGGUUGCAACUUAUGGCACCGGAAAGCUGAGAUGAACCAAUACCCUAAAGAACCGAUCUUGACUGUACUUGAGCCAGUGAAGAGUCUUUCAGUAACAGAAUUGACUCCAGGUACAGACUACAUGUUUAAGAUAGUAGCCUUCAGCAACCUGUGUGAGCUGGGCAUGUGGGAGGUCAGAGUAACAACUGAUGUCGUCUCAACAGAUGAUCCCAGUGGCUUUACUCCAGAGAUAAAUGCGCCGAAAUCAGGUUGUCAAAGUCCAAAAACAAACAGCAGUGGCAUAUCUAACCCGUCAGAGGGAGAUGAAUCCCACAACAAUGGCACCACAUUUACUGACCUCAACAAGUCACCAGAAAGUUGUUUUCACUAUUUUGAGAAGUCUGAGAUGCAUGGCUCAGAGAAAUUCUCAGUCCAUGUUGACCCAGAUACAGUCAAUCAAAACACUGAAUUCAACAGCAUUGUUAGACGAGCAAAAGGUGUUGAAGCUGAGGCAACACCUGGUUACUCUGAUUCUGCUGUAGACGAUGAGAUGAACUCAACAGUUCAAACUGAGUCCCAUAGGGACUCCAUUAUGUCAGUGGAAAAUAUCCAGGUAUCUGACCUCCCUAAAUCAGAUAACAUAUCUAAUGUGCCAAAUGCAAAUGUGAUGGCUAUUGUUCCAUUUGAGAAUCCAGAUCAAACUCUACCUGUUACUCCCAUGCGGCUGGAAAAUAGCAAGGAAGUUUCUGGGAGAGGUAGCAAAUUGAAACCGAGCAAUACUUCACUCCAGAAUGGUCCAACGAUUCCGGAGACAGUGCCAGCAAGUUCUUCAAAGAAAAGAGGUAGGGAAAAAUUUGUUGAAAUAUGUACGAAGGAUGGAACACUAGAAGGAUCCUACGAGUACUGUGUGAAAGUGAUCAGGUGGCUGGAAUGUGAAGGCCACAUUGAGACCAACUUUAGGGUGAAGUUUCUUACUUGGUUCAGCUUACGAGCUACGCCUCAGGAGAGAAGGAUAGUCACUGUUUACGUUGAUACUCUGAUCGACGACCCAGCUAGCCUUGCAGGGCAAUUGGUUGAUACUUUCUCCGAAACAAUCAGCUGCAGUAAGAAACCCCCACAGGUGCCUAGUGGCUUCUGUAUGAAGUUGUGGCAUUAAGAAUUGCUGAACAAAUCUUUCGACGGUCUUGGAGCUUGAUUCUUUGAAGUGCAAAUUGUCAUUUUGAUUCUUCAUUGAAUAUUUGUUUAUGGUUCAGGAAUUUGGAAGAACCACCUAUCAAACUAAGUAGCUACUAAACGGGCUUAGUUUUGUUUCACAGUAUUCUGUGUGUUUUUCCCUCUCUACUCAAGACUCAAGAGUCCUGCAGAGCUACUCUUUACCUUA